Molecule: messenger RNA, 960 nt
Organism: Cydia splendana
Lineage: Eukaryota; Metazoa; Arthropoda; Insecta; Lepidoptera; Tortricidae
Gene: COX6B
Product: cytochrome c oxidase subunit 6B2
Exons: 3
Coding region: 56-817 (253 amino acids)
Cellular component (GO): respiratory chain complex IV; mitochondrion
Source: RefSeq, a predicted model, not a curated record
AGGUGUGUGCAUACCUACAAACUGCUCCAGGUUAUGCGAAGAGGCUUAUUAAAGUAUGUCAUAUCGCGGCGCAUGGGACGGCGGGCCGCCUGGCGCCGAGGCGGAGUAUGCGCCGCCCUACGCAGGGGGCGCCGCCCCGCCGCCUCCGCCCGUCAUGCCCACCACGGACCCCUGGACGGGCGUCAGCUACAGUCAGUAUGGACCUCCUCCCACCUAUGACUAUCAGAACUACGGCGCUGCCAACUACAACUACAAUUACGACGCUAACUACUACCAACGCCCGCCUGAGAACUACUAUCAGAAAUAUCCUGAGUCGACAGAUGCAUACUCCUCCCGGGAUGGUUAUGACAAUGCGCCCAGGCCGUCUACCCGGCCAAGGUCUCCUGCAGAAAUUACUGUAGUAAGAAGACGUAGAUCAUACUCUAGAAGUGUUAGUCCUUUUGAAAAGAAAGAUAGGGCAUAUUCAAGAAAAAUAAAUAGCUAUGAUGAGGUCCGGAAGACAAGAUCUCAUAGUAGGUCAAGUCGACUUAAGAGAGAAAAGUAUUCUUCCAGUGACCGCUCCAGCUCUAGGUCCUCGACUAGAUUGUCUCGUAAGAAGAUCAAAACCGCGCCCUUCGACCCGCGGUUCCCUAACCAGAACCAGACUAAAUACUGCUACCAGAGCUACCUGGACUUCUAUCGCUGCCAGAAGGUCCGAGGCGAGAAGUACGAGCCAUGCCAGUACUUCAAACGCGUCUUCACCUCCCUCUGCCCCAUCGAUUGGGUUGAGAAGUGGGACUCCCAGCGUAGCGAGGGCACGUUCCCUGGCAGGAUCUAAACUACCCAUUAUAUACGGGCCAAUUAAUUGUACAAUGAAUGACAUGGGUUGUUAUGCAAUAAAUUGAUCCGUAGUCUGGAACAUUCUGUGUUAAUUUAUGUUACGACUUAGGUCAAAGUGAUUUAGGAAAUUAAAUGAGUUAA